Molecule: messenger RNA, 414 nt
Organism: Porites lobata
Lineage: Eukaryota; Metazoa; Cnidaria; Anthozoa; Scleractinia; Poritidae
Source: the annotation of a GenBank genome assembly
AUGAAAGAGGCAACCAAGGCACUGAAAGACUCUAAAACGGUACAGGAGGACGAGAUACAAGAACUGCGAGCGCUCCUUACAAAAACCAAAGCUGAGCUAAAGGAGGAGAGAGAUAAAGUUAUAGAGCAGGAAGAUUAUACUCGGCAAGAGGAUCUAAAAUUUCACAAUAUCCCAGAAUCAGAAGAAGACGGUGUUAACCACUCGCCGAAACAAGUUAUUCUCAGCAUUUUGCAAAGGGAGUUGCAAAUGGACACUGCACAAAUUCGAUUUCACGCAGUGCAUCGAAUUGGCAAGCGAAAAGAAAACAAACACAGACCGAUAAUUGCUCGCUUCGUUUGUGGAGAAGACAGAGAGCAGGUUUUGCCAGGAAGAAGGGGAUUGAAGAGAGCACAAGGUUCAAGGACGCUUACAUAA